AUGGGUCAUCUUCCAAAACUUCCAGAGGGCACAGUUCUCCAGGUUGGAAAACACAAGGUUACUGUUGUCAAAUACCUUUCCGAAGGUGGGUUUGCCCAUAUUUACAAAGUUACAAUAGACCCAUUAGAGAACGAGUCCGACAUUGCAUGUUUGAAACGAGUGAUUGUGCCAGAUAAGAAUGGAUUGAAUGAGUUGCGCAAAGAAGUUGAUGUUAUGAAGACAUUGCGCCAUAGCAGAAACAUUGUAAAGUAUUAUGACUCACAUGCUGAACGAUUAGAAAAUGGCACCUAUCAGGUAUUGGUGUUGAUGGAAUUGUGCCCCAACGGUUCAUUACUAGACUAUAUGAAUAAACAUAUCAAAACAAAACUAACAGAGCCACAGAUCCUCAAAAUCAUGUUGGAUAUAUGUCAAGGGAUAUAUGAAAUGCAUAAAUUGAAAUUAGUGCACCGCGAUAUCAAAAUUGAAAAUGUAUUGAUCGACUCUAAGAAUCAGUUUCAGUUGUGUGAUUUCGGGUCCACAGCGAUUCCGACCAUGCCUCCACAAGACCAACAACAGUUUAAUUAUCUCAGCCAUGAUAUCCUUUACCACACCACCCCUCAGUACCGGUCUCCAGAAAUGGUGGAUUUAUACCGAGGAAUACCAAUAGACGAGAAAGCAGAUAUUUGGGCUUUAGGGUGUUUUCUCUACAAAUUGUGCUACUACACCACCCCAUUUGAAGCCAAUGGGGAUAUUGCUAUAUUACAUGCCUCGUUUCAGUUUCCGCCAUACCCCGAGUAUUCAGGAGACCUUAAGAAUUUAAUUAUCAUCAUGCUUCAAGAAAAUCCAUUAUUUCGUCCCAACAUCGUCCAAGUUUUGAUUUUGGUGUGUAAAUUGAUGAGUAUUGACUUUGCAAAACUAAAACUAAAAGAUUUUUACAAUGCUGGGCCUUACAAUUUCCAGGCAUUGCACGAAUAUCAAGUCCAUAAGCAGAAUGAGUUAUUGCGCCAAAAGCAAUUAUAUUAUCAACAACAUGCACUUGCAAACUCUGAAGCUGGACUCACCAAAGAGCCACCAGUGGCUGCUGGAGAUUCCCUUCCAGCAGAUGGAAAAGAGUUAGCCUCUACAGAAUCUCAACCUGAACACCAUGCCAAACCCGCAGCCACUCCUUCUAUAGACUCACAAUUAUCUCCAGAAAUCAAAUCAACCACGCUAGGUGUACCUUCAACCCUCACCUCCGGAUCAUCGCGCGAAUCAUUGGCAGGUUUCAGUCUGGAGGAUGACUUGGCAGAAAUAGAAGGCUUAGAAGAUGCCGAGCAAAGAUAUCCCUCGUUAGAAGAGAUUGAGGUCCCCAUACAAAAGAGCACGGAACCGCUGCGACUGACCAGUAUCAAGACAUCUCAUUCUGAUGCGGUCUCAACCAAGGGAAUUGAUGUACACGCAGUAGACGCGGAUCAGUUGCCCAAACCUAGUAAAGAAGCAGAAAAAUUGGCUGAUGUUAUUUUUUCUACCACCGAAAGUCCAGCAACGGAAAAAGGAGAUACCGAUGCUGACUUUUAUGAUUUGCUGCAACGAGUCGAGCACUUGCAUGUCGAUACAGACCCAGUUGGAAGUGCCAAGAACCCAUUUCCUUAUGCCAAGUCACUGGCUGCAGCUAAAGAGGACGGCAAUUAUGAGCAACCUGAAACACACAAAAAGAAUAAUCCUUGGGGCAAUUAUAACUCGACACUGGAUAAUUUUGCAUUUAGUCUACCACCGGCUUUGCCGGACAUAAAACAGGUACCAGUAUCAACCGAACCCGUUUUCCUUGAAAACCCUAAAUUAGCAAAACCUGAAUGUAACUUGAUAGAUUUGGAGGUUGGGUUGGAAUCCUCUAGUGCAUCACCAUCGCUCAGAUACCUGAAAUCCAAUAACAUCUCAGAAGUGUCUUUAAUUGAUAUGGAUGAUUCCCAAUUAAAAACAGGUGAAACCAAAGUUGCGGCAAAUUCAGCAUUUAAAAAAAGAGUUGGCUCUAGUACACACAAUCCAUCACAGUUUAGUUUACAGGAAGAGGUUAUUGACUUUGCUUCAGAUGAUGAAAACCCUGACAAUGGAUCACAUAUGAGCAGGCUCAAGAUUAGAAGCUCAUUAAAAAAGCCUAGCAAGGGCCGUAGGUCAGGAGAACAUAAGAGAACAGAAAGUAGUAGUACCGACUCUAAAAAGCGGCUAUCGUUUUUCGGUGGUAAUUAA
Molecule: messenger RNA, 2205 nt
Organism: Candida albicans SC5314
Lineage: Eukaryota; Fungi; Ascomycota; Pichiomycetes; Serinales; Debaryomycetaceae
Gene: AKL1
Product: serine/threonine protein kinase
Exons: 1
Coding region: 1-2205 (734 amino acids)
Biological process (GO): actin cortical patch assembly; actin filament organization; protein autophosphorylation
Cellular component (GO): cytoplasm
Molecular function (GO): protein serine/threonine kinase activity; ATP binding
Source: RefSeq, a predicted model, not a curated record